AUAUAGAAUACAAUGCCUUUCCUUGUAAUAUAUCACUAACCUUUAGUAUCUUAACCUCUUAUUCCUUCUACUUAGCCACCAAGAAAAGCCAAAAAGACUCGUCAAUCUCCUUCUACAUAAUACUUCAUUUGUCUCCAUCUUCAUCAGCAAAAACAAACACUCUAUAGUCUAUACAUACACACACUCGAACACUCAUCCAUGAGUACGGACUGGGGGACGGUGAUUGUAGCGGUGUCUCUGUUCAUCCUACUAUCACCCGGAUUACUGUUUCAGAUUCCGGCGAGGACGAGAGUGGUUGAGUUCGGGAACAUGAGCACGAGCGGCAUAGCGAUUUUGGUUCACGCAGUUAUAUACUUUUGUAUUCUCACGAUCUUGGUGGUUGCUAUACAAGUUCACAUCCAUUUCUGAUCUCUGCUCUUUCUUAUAUCAUGUAAAUAUAACAAAAAGAGGGGAGCUUUAUUGCAAAUUCUUAAUGUAAUGUACAAAUCUCUCUGAUAUUUCUCCUUUCCGACAAUGUUUUCUAGGUUCUGACAAAACUUAGUAACUUUUGUCUGAAUUUGAGCGAAUUAGCAGAGUUUUUUUUUAUUUUUAGUUUUUUGCAAAAGUCGAAUUAACAGAGUACAAAAAAAAAGAAGCAAACUGAAGUAACGGUACUCGAUACAAUACAAGUACAGCAUAACCCUUUUGACCAAAUCUAUUUGUG
Raphanus sativus (radish) is the source of this 703-nucleotide messenger RNA. RefSeq lists its product as uncharacterized. Bases 199 to 408 code for a protein of 69 amino acids. The record is from RefSeq and is a predicted model, not a curated record. The transcript has a single exon. Lineage: Eukaryota; Viridiplantae; Streptophyta; Magnoliopsida; Brassicales; Brassicaceae.